Messenger RNA from Penicillium subrubescens, 1014 nucleotides. RefSeq lists its product as uncharacterized. NCBI's taxonomy places the organism in Eukaryota, Fungi, Ascomycota, Eurotiomycetes, Eurotiales, Aspergillaceae. The transcript has 4 exons. The coding region runs from base 1 to 1014 and encodes 337 amino acids. The record is from RefSeq and is a predicted model, not a curated record.
AUGGGCUCAACAACGGAAACUGUGACCACUGCUCCUUCCGGAAGACUGUUCGCUCACGGCACAAACGUGAAGUAUGGCGACUUCCGCGAUGAUCUGCUGCAAAAUGGCUUCGCAGUCGUCAAGGGUGCUGUUCCCCGUGAACGGGCGCUGAGCUAUGCUGACGGCAUCUAUGAGUGGCUGGAGGGCUUCGGCCUGGGCUUCAAGAGAGAUGACCCAACAACUAUCCACAAGGAUCACCUUCCCGACAUCAACGAGAAGGGUAUGUGCUUGGGAUACGCCGUCUCCCACGAAUCUUUCACAUGGGGUGUGCGCCAAGAGCCCAAAGUCAUCGAGGCUUUCGAGAAAGUCUACGGUACUCAGGAUCUUAUUGUGUCCUUCGAUUCUAUUGGAAUCGGGUUCCCUAACCGGAAGGACAUUCAGCCAAACAAGCCUUGGCCGCAUCAGGAUCAGGACCCUGAGAAGCCUGGAUUCCGGUGCUUGCAGGGUCUGGUCAACUUGCUUCCUAAUGGGCCGAAGGAUGGUGGCUUGAUUGUAUGCAAGGGAGCGCAUUUGUUGAGUGAGGAGUAUCAUGAGGAAUUUAAGAAUGAGGAGGAUAAGAUUUGGUCUUGGACCAAAGAGUGGUAUGGCUUCACAGAGAAGGGCCUGAAGUGGUUGGAGAAUAAAGGAUGCGAAUGGAUUAAGAUUGAAGCCGAGCCUGGCGACCUUCUUCUUUGGGACUCACGCACUCCUCACUACAAUGUCUCAUCUGAGACAUCUCAGCCACGCUUCUGUGUGUAUACUUGCUUCAUGCCCGUCGCCGAUGCGACCAAGGAGCAGCUUCUUAUCAAGAAGAACGCCUUUGAGGAGACCAAGAUGACCACUCACUGGCCCAACGCGAUGCACGUUGUUGACCUGCCCGUUUACAGAAACGGAGAAGCAGACCCGUAUCAGCGCUCCUCUCCUCGGGAGCCGGUGCAGCUUUCUGAUCGGGGUUUCAAGUUGACUGGUAUUCCUUAUCUUGAGCAGAUGGCUUGA